ACGCUGCUGCUGUUGCUGGUAUUGGUUGGCGAUAAAUUACAUUGCUUGACACUCAAGCUCGCCUGCUACUCCUUGUGCUGUUUGGGCCGGGCGUUGGCUGUGCUCCAUCGGGCACUUGAUAAAUGCAGGAUCUGACCAUGACCACCUGCUGCUGCACGGAAGCCCUGCUCGGCAGCGACGUUUCAGCUUCACCUUAGCGAUUCACCAGAUCUCUCGGCGCGGCCCCGCGGCCCCACAAUGCAUGCCGGCAGUGGCGAUGAUAAAGGCGUAGACUCUGUAGACGAUGUGGAAGGCAGGGGGCUGGAUGCUGCCUUCGGCCCGGGUGGGUGCCAUCAUCCCCGCCCCCAGGACCCGCCGCCCCCAUGCGCACUUGCAGCGUGGCUACAGAAGGCCCACUGCCGUUGACGGUUACCGCAUGCGAGCUAGGAGACAGCACUCAUUGUGGCUACUCAUGGGCAACGGCAAACGGUACACGUUUCUAGGCGCCCGCUGCGUCUGGGUCAGGGACGGUACUGUCAAGGCAGGUCAAGGGCAGACUGCGCCAACGCCUCAUGCUGCUAUAGACGUCCUCGGUGGGUUCAGCCGUACUAUAGACCGUAGGUCUGCGGGUGCAUCUACAUAUGAAUGCCAUCUUCGUGCUGCCUGCAGUGUAAAUCUGUUCGGCUGUGUUGUGCGGUCCCGCCCAUUUCGCGACUCUGGCUCUUGUUCUAAACGUCUGGGGUCGUCUCCAGACGUUUGUGACUUUGGGUAUCAGGCCAAAGGGUUGGGACGCUGUGCCGUUUGCGCAUCCUUUCAUAUCUCGGGCUGUUGGUGACGGCAUGGUUUUGCGCUUGCCGUAUGACGCUGAUUCCCCGCCUCCCUCGCCGUGAGAGGUUGUGCGUGGUUGGUGGCUUUGUGUGUGGGCAGGAUGCACGUGUGGGCGACCGUUCUAGUACCUGGACGCUUGCGCCCUGGUUAGUGCGUGCGCUGUGCGUGUGUCCUGCGGCCUAGACGUUUCCCGGCACUCCUGUGCCUAGGCUUGUGACGUUGAGGCACAGCGGUGGGGCUCUGGCGGGUUGAGGCUUGGCUAGGACUCACUGCAGGGGGGGGGGGUAGUUUCAACUGGGAAAGGCCCCAUGUUCUAAAACGAAGGAGCUU
This is a messenger RNA of Chlamydomonas reinhardtii, 1137 nucleotides long. RefSeq lists its product as uncharacterized. NCBI's taxonomy places the organism in Eukaryota, Viridiplantae, Chlorophyta, Chlorophyceae, Chlamydomonadales, Chlamydomonadaceae. The coding region runs from base 238 to 405 and encodes 55 amino acids. The record is from RefSeq and is a predicted model, not a curated record. The transcript has a single exon.